AUGUCACCCCCUACUACCAUAAUACAUGUAUUGAGACACGCUCAACACGACGAUUCUACGGGACUGUUAACGGAUGAAGGAGAGGAACAAGCACUCCGACUUGCUAGCCUAUUCUUAAACGAACGAUUCUUAAUGGCGCAACAUAUUACCCAUAUCUUUUGUUCGCCGAUGCCUCGAUGCCAGCAAACUGCGAAAAUAGCCCUCAGAGAUGUGAUUGCGCGUGGAAUUCCGAUUUUCACUGUGCAAGAGCUUUCUGACAAUAGGGAAGUAGGUCUCUCCUUCCUUUGGAGACACAUUAGUCUUCGUGAGAGAAAUGAGAUUAUAAUGAUAACUCAGGGAGUUGUUCUGAAAACACUCCUCGGUCUCCACAACGUUGGUUAG
This is a messenger RNA of Botrytis byssoidea, 381 nucleotides long. RefSeq lists its product as uncharacterized. The coding region runs from base 1 to 381 and encodes 126 amino acids. The transcript is spliced from 2 exons. The record is from RefSeq and is a predicted model, not a curated record. Lineage: Eukaryota; Fungi; Ascomycota; Leotiomycetes; Helotiales; Sclerotiniaceae.